This is a messenger RNA of Nerophis lumbriciformis (worm pipefish), 3378 nucleotides long. The record is from RefSeq and is a predicted model, not a curated record. Lineage: Eukaryota; Metazoa; Chordata; Actinopteri; Syngnathiformes; Syngnathidae.
GGCCCCAUUAUGGAGGAGAUACCAUUCCAAAGAGUCAAGACCCGGCGGAGGAAGGGUCACUGCCCGGCGGGUGCACCCCUGGACGCCAUCGUGUGCGAGGACGAGUUCAACAGCCAGGAGCUGGAAGCUCUUUUCCAGAACUACAACCUGAAGCUGGAGCAGACGGCCACCCUUAAGGCGCUCGCGGUGCUCAUCGUCGCCGCGUCGUCGCUGUCCCUCGUGGAGCUGCUCUCCAACCCGCGUCUCACCCUCUCCAAGGGCUCCAACCCCGUGCACUGCGUGGUUUUCCUCUCGCUUUUCAUCGUCACUAAUGUCAAAUACCUGCAAGUGACGCAGCUGCAGCAAACGGCCAAGCUCGCUUUGCUCUUCAGCUUCACCUUCGCGCUGCUCUGCUGCCCCUUCCCGCUGGCCCUGAGCACGUCGGAGCCGGUGGGCGCCCCCGCACCCGAGCAAGGCGUGUGGCAGCUCAUGCUGGUCACCCUGGUGGCUUACAUGCUGCUGCCGGUACGGACUCUCUUGGCCGUGCUCUUCGGCUUCAUGCUGGCUACGUCCCACUUUAUUGUCAUCUCUACGUCCAUCACCAGGAAGACACAGGAACUGUGGCGACCGAUGGCGGCCAAUGCCGUGCUUUUUAGCAGUGUCAACAUGUUGGGGGUGUUUGUGAGGAUUCUCACCGAGCGCACACAGAGGAAAGUCUUCCUGCAAGCCCGCAACUGCAUUGAGGAGAGGCUGAGACUGGAGGACGAGAACGAAAAACAGGAGCGUCUGCUUAUGAGUCUGCUGCCCAGGAAUGUUGCCAUGGAGAUGAAGGAGGACUUUCUAAAGCCCCCCGAGAGGAUCUUUCAUAAGAUCUACAUUCAACGUCAUGAUAAUGUCAGCAUAUUAUUCGCAGAUAUUGUGGGUUUCACCAGCCUGGCAUCCCAGUGUACUGCGCAGGAAUUGGUCAAAUUGCUCAAUGAGCUCUUUGGAAAGUUUGAUGAACUUGCUACAGAGAAUCACUGCAGGCGAAUAAAGAUCCUGGGCGACUGUUAUUACUGCGUAUCAGGGUUGACCCAACCCAAGGCUGACCACGCCCACUGCUGUGUAGAGAUGGGCCUUGACAUGAUUGACACCAUAGCGUCAGUGGUAGAGGCAACAGAGGUGGACUUGAAUAUGCGUGUCGGACUACACACAGGGAGGGUGCUGUGCGGAGUACUCGGCCUCAGGAAAUGGCAGUAUGACGUCUGGUCAAACGAUGUCACUUUGGCGAAUGUGAUGGAGGCCGGAGGACUGCCUGGUAAGGUUCACAUCACAAGAACCACACUGGAGUGUUUAAAUGGUGACUACGAGGUGGAACCUGGGUUCGGCCACAAGAGACACGCCUUCCUUCAGAAACAUCACAUAGAGACAUUUUUCAUCGUGCCAUCACACAGACGCAAAAUAUUUCCUGGUUUAAUUCUGUCUGACAUCAAACCAGCAAAGAGGAUGAAGUUCAAGACUGUGUGCUAUCUGCUCGUGCAACUCAUGCACUGCAGAAAGAUGUUCAAGGCAGAGAUCCCCUUUUCAAAUGUAAUGACCUGUGAGGACGAUGACAAGCGGAGAGCCUUAAGGACUGCAUCUGAGAAGUUACGAAAUCGGACGUCUUUCUCAGCUUCCACCAUCCAGCAUUCACCUGGAACAAGAGUCAACCGCUACAUUGGACGCCUAAUCGAAGCUCGGCAGACUGAGUCAGGAACAUCAGAUCUAAAUUACCUGACCUUGUUCUUUCGGAACAGAGACAGGGAGCGAAGGUAUAACCAGAUGUUUGAUGAGCAUUUCACUGGCGCAGUGGUUGUCUCUCUGAUCCUGGCUGCAUUCUUUGGCCUUAUCUAUCUGUUAAUGAUCCCUAAGGGGAUAUUGGUACUGCUUCUCUUGGUGUUAUGCGUUUGUUUUCAUGUGGCCUGUGUCAUGUACCUACAUCUUACAAGUGUUCAGUGUCAACCAGGCUGCCUCACCAUCCAGAUACGAACAGUCGUGUGUGUCUUCCUUGUUUUGCUGUCUUAUUCUGUUACACAGGCCUGCAUGGUGGGAUUUAUUCCGUGGGGUCGAGUUCAAAUCCGAUGCAACAACUCUGUGCAGGAUUCCACUGCAGAGAUGUUUGGUGUUGAACCCCAUAACAGCACAGCUGCAGAUAGAGCUGGUUUAAACGUGGCAUAUGCGCUGUUGUCCUGUUUAGCUGGUACACUCACCAUUGUCCCCUACCUCAGAGUGUCUUCACUCGCAAAAAUCCUCCUGCUCCUCCUUCUCUCCAUCACUUACACAGUCAUCAUGGAGACCAGUGGGUAUCGCCAAGCUGUCGGUGGUGGUUUUCUCCACACUCGGGGUUAUGAUCCUGUGUUGGCAGUCCUGCUAUUCUCUGGAGCUCUGGCUCUCCACUCAAGACAGCUCGACCUGAAGCUGCGUCUUGACUACCUGUGGGCAACUCAGGCAGAAGAGGAGAGAGACGACAUGGAGAAAGUGAAACUGGACAACAAAAGAAUCCUGUUCAACCUGUUACCAGCGCAUGUGGCUCAACAUUUCCUCAUGUCAAACCCCAGAAACAUGGAUUUAUACUAUCAGUCCUACUCUCAGGUUGGAGUACUGUUUGCUUCGAUUGCCAACUUCAAUGACUUCUAUAUAGAGUUGGAUGGAAAUAACAUGGGCGUUGAGUGUUUAAGGCUACUCAAUGAAAUCAUUGCUGACUUUGAUGAGCUAAUGGAUAAAGAGUGCUACCGAGACAUUGAGAAAAUUAAGACGAUUGGCAGCACAUACAUGGCUGCAGUGGGUCUUGUUCCUACAUCUGGCUCAAAGGCAAAGAAUUCCAUCAUUUCACAUCUAUGCACAGUAGCAGAUUUUGCCAUUGAGAUGUUUGAUGUUCUGGAUGCAAUUAACUACCAGUCUUAUAAUGACUUCGUUCUUAGAGUAGGAAUCAAUGUAGGUCCAGUGGUCGCAGGCGUCAUUGGUGCCAGAAGGCCUCAGUAUGAUAUCUGGGGAAACACAGUGAAUGUAGCAAGCAGGAUGGACAGUACUGGAGUACAGGGAAAAAUACAAGUGACAGAAGAUGUCUAUCGUAUCAUUGUAAACCACUAUAAAUUUGUUUGCCGGGGCCAAGUCAGUGUAAAGGGCAAAGGUCAGAUGCUUACUUACUUCCUGGAAGAGCGGCGGCAAGGCUGCAGUCUGUCUAGUUCCCUUCAGCAGCCUCGCAAUGUGGAACAGCGCUUAAGCGCCUUCGGCCAAGGCAGUGUGUGCACCAGACUAAGCCCGGCACCCACAGUGACCACAUAUGCUACAGUCAGGACCUCGAGCCCAUGCGGGGCAAAACCAACAACCUCCACCAGCACUACUAGGUACUUGCCGUCUGUCCCUACAGCACUAGUGUGA